UCGCGAUGGUCCAAAUGGAGAAGUCGCAAUUUCGAAAAAACUAAUCAGAUUUAAACACGAAAAAAACAAUAAAAAAAAGUUAUUGAAAUUCAAAAAUGAAAAAAUGUGCUACUGUUUAAUAGUGAACAAGAAUAAUAAAUAACGAAAAUGAGUAAUCAAAAUCAAAAAAUGGGCUCCAUAGUGCUAAAAUCGUUAUCGAUUUUGUUAGGACUGUUUUUUAUUUUUGUGGGGUUUAUAAAAAUAUCUAGUGUCCUAUCUAAGGAUUUACAUAAAGAUUUGAGGAAGGAGUAUGUAAAAUACGCCAAAGUUUUUCCAUUAUCAGAAAUGUUAGAUUUUAAAAUUCCCUCAAAAUGGUACAGAAGAACUGUUGGAGGUUUGGAAAUUCUUUGUGGUACCGCCAUGGCCUUUUGGCCAAAUCAUAAAAUUAAAAACCUAUCCAACAUGGUACUGCUCGUUCUCACCUUGAUGGCAGUAUAUUCCCACUACAUGGUGGCCGACAAGCUAGAAAGGACAGCACCGGCUUUGGUUUUCCUCUUCAUGCUCAGCGGAAGGCUCGUGGUCUAUUUCCAACUUCAGAAGAGAGAAGAAGAACUUAUGGAACCCACUGCCAAUGGUUUCAAACACGAAUAAUUUUUUUACAUGCAUAAAAAAACAGAAUAUUAG
Messenger RNA from Psylliodes chrysocephalus, 663 nucleotides. Lineage: Eukaryota; Metazoa; Arthropoda; Insecta; Coleoptera; Chrysomelidae. The record is from the annotation of a GenBank genome assembly.